This is a messenger RNA of Etheostoma spectabile (orangethroat darter), 6816 nucleotides long. RefSeq names its product UDP-glucose glycoprotein glucosyltransferase 2 (gene uggt2). Lineage: Eukaryota; Metazoa; Chordata; Actinopteri; Perciformes; Percidae. Gene Ontology annotation, biological process: ERAD pathway. Gene Ontology annotation, cellular component: endoplasmic reticulum. Gene Ontology annotation, molecular function: UDP-glucose:glycoprotein glucosyltransferase activity. The record is from RefSeq and is a predicted model, not a curated record.
UUUGGUGGGACAAGUGUUUGAGCUCCAGCCGCUGCCUUUUUAGCUGUCUACCGCCGUGCCAGAUUAAAUUACAACUUUACCACCAGACACGAUAACGGUCAGCGCGAUUCACCACAAUACGUGGCUACCCCGGCAACUUGCUUUUACGCUAGUUGCCCAAAAUACCUACCCGAAGAAACCCUUUGCUUUGUAUGGAAGCGGUCAGCAUCACUAACGGGGUUCAUGUUAGGUUUUGCCGGAGAUAAUGAGGAACGUUAUUGUGCUGUCACUGCUGCUGCUAAACAUACAUCAUGUCAUAUCGGCACCCAAAGGCGUCACUGCCAGUCUGAAAGCAAAGUGGAGCAUGACGCCUUUCCUCCUUGAGACAAGUGAGUUUAUUGGAGAAGAUGGGAAUGAGAGAUUCUGGCAGUUUGUUGACACUGUGAAAGAGCUCACUGUAUACAAGCAAGGAGAGUCUGUGCGCUCGUACUACAACUUGAUCUUGAAGAAGGCUGGCCAGUUCCUCACAGAUCUUCAAGUUAAUCUCCUCAAAUUUGCUCUGGCCCUACGCUCGUACUCACCAGCUGUUCAUGCAUCCCAGCAGAUAGCCAGUGAUGAGCCUCCACCUGAGGCUUGCCCUGCCUUUGUGUCCAUCCAUGGUCAACAUAGCUGCAGUACCAAGGACAUCAAGAAACUCCUGAAAGCAGCUGCAGGCAGGCCCAAACCAUAUUUAUUUAGGAAUGAUCACACAUAUCCAGGGGUCAAUAAAACAGAUGUGCCAGUUGUGAUCCUCUAUGCUGAGAUUGGAACCAAGGAGUUCACCUUGUUUCAUAAGGUGCUGUCAGAGAAGGCUGGAGAGGGCACACUUAUAUAUGUGCUGCGGCAUUUUGUAGCGAAUCCAAAGCCUCAAAAGAUGCUUUUAUCUGGCUACGGUGUUGAGCUGGCUAUCAAAAGCACAGAAUACAAAGCUGUGGAUGACACCAAAGUAAAAGAUUCAAAGACCGUUAUAAAUGCUGAGGAUGAUAACAAUGAUGAAGUCCAAGGGUUCAUUUUUGGAACAUUAAAGAAAUCUCACUCUGAACUCCAAGAGGAACUUGUCGAGUUUCGCAAACAUCUCCUGGAGAGUACCGAUGACAUGGUCCCUCUCAAAGUGUGGGAAGUGCAAGAUCUUAGUGUCCAGGCAGCUGCCAAAAUCAUGUCCGUGCCAAAGUUUGAUGGCUUGAAGCUCAUGCAAGACCUCAGUCAGAACUUUCCUAGCAAAGCCAGAUCACUGACAAGAGUGGCUGUAAAGCAGGAAAUGAGAAAAGAAAUUGAGGAGAACCAAAAGCGUCUCAGUGAGACCAUUGGUCUUCACCCAGGAGACGGGGAGCUCUUCAUCAACGGCCUGCACAUUGAUCUGGACAUUCACAACCCUUUCAGCAUUUUAGAAAUCCUCAGAGGAGAGGCCAGGGUCUUAGAGGGGCUUCAUAACCUAGGCAUAAAAGGAGAACAUCAGGGGAAGCUGCUGAAGUUGCCUGUGAAUGCUGUGGAGGACAGCUAUGCCUUAGAUAUCAGACAUCCAGCAAUAAUGUGGAUAAAUGACAUAGAGAAUGACCCAGUAUACCGCAGCUGGCCAACAGGGGUACAGGAGCUCCUCAGAGCCACUUUUCCUGGAGUCAUCCGGCAGAUCCGACGCAAUUUCUUCAACCUGGUGCUGUUCCUAGAUCCAAUACAGGAAGAAAGUGUUGAGCUUAUGAAACUAGCAGAGCUUUUCUACAAGCACAAGAUCCCCCUGAGAAUUGGAUUUGUGUUUGUUGUCAACACCAAGGAUGAGAUUGAUGGCUUCUCAGAUCCAGGGGUUGGAUUUUACAGAGUGCUGAAUUACAUUGCAGACGAGUACGAUGUAUCCCAGGCUCUGUUGUCCAUGGUCUCAUUGUACAACAAAGUAGAUGCCGGGAAGAUACUGUCUGCUGAUACAAUUUCUGCUUACCUGAAGAGAAAAUUCCCUAAAGCCAAUGCUGAAAGGAUUCUUGGUAUAGAAUCCGAGUAUGACGACAAAAGAAAGCACGGUGCCCUCUUCUAUAAAAAGAGUGGCCUAGGUGCACUACCACUGGCUUUAUUUAAUGGAGUCCCUCUGAGCCCUGAUGAGAUGGACCCAGACGAGCUGGAAACCAUCAUCCUGCAGCGCAUAAUGGACACCACCACCGCCUUCCAGAGAGCUGUCUUUAUGGUACGACAUUUUGUAGAUGACUGGGAGGAUGCAACUAUGUUUUUAUACUAUGACUCCAGAGACAAAACAGCUGUGAUGGCUAAGAGAAUGAAGUACUUUACAAACAGUGAUGAGGAUGGGAUGAGUGCUGUGACCAUAUGGGUAGCUGGAGAUUUUGAGAAGGUCUCAGGAAGAAAACUGUUGUUCAAUGCUCUGAAACAUAUGAAAGCCAGCCCUGGAGUGCGUGUGGGGGUGAUAGAUAACCCCAGUGGAAAGCCCAGUGAAGAUAACACUGUGCUGUACACUAUCUGGGCCUCUCUCCUCACUCAGAAGAAUAAGGCUGCCGCAGAGUUUGUACAAAAACUCCUGAAAGAAGAGAGCAGCCAGCUCCUCCAACAAGGGACCAAGAUGAAAGACUUACUAAUUCAGGGCAUGGACAGAGAUUCCUUUGAGAAAAAGUUCAACACACUGGAAGUGGAUUUUAUUCGUAGUCAGCAGCUGUUUUGUCGAGACGUCCUGAAACUGAGCCCUGGACAUCAGGCAGUGAUCAGCAACGGCAGAAUCCUCGGUCCAUUUGAAGAGCAGGAAGAAUUCACUGUAGACGAUUUCCACUUGCUGGAGAAGAUUACACUGAGCAGUUCUGCAGAGAAAGUCAAAGCCAAAGUUAAACUGAUGGGGAUGAAGCCAAAACACGCCAGUGACUUAGUCAUGAAAGUUGAUGCCCUCUUAACUGCAGCCCCCAAAGGAGAAGUCAGGAGGGAUGUCGAUUUUAUCAAAGACAGCUACAGUGUGCUCCAUCUCUCCCCACGUGAAAAUGAGGUGUUCUAUGAUGUUGUGGCCAUUGUUGACCCCCUCACUAGGGAGGCACAGAAGAUGUCUUCUCUACUGAUUGUGCUCAGUCAAGUGGUCAAUGUCAGACUGCAGGUGUUUAUGAAUUGCAGGGCCAAGUUGUCCGAGAUGCCCCUCAAGAGCUUCUAUCGCUUUGUCUUGGAGUUUGAUGUGAAUUUCUUGGCCAACGACACAGUGUCCCCAGGACCAGUUGCCCGCUUCAUGGAGCUCCCAGAAUCUCCCCUUCUCACCCUUAAUAUGAUCACACCAGAGAGCUGGAUGGUGCAAGCUGUCCGCAGCCCCCAUGACUUGGAUAACAUCCACCUGCAGGAGGUGAGCGCGGUUGUGACAGCAGAAUAUGAGCUGGAGCACCUCUUGCUGGAGGGCCACUGCUUUGACCUGUCAACCGGCCAGCCUCCCCGCGGACUGCAGUUUACCCUGGGCAUGAGUCGGCACCCGCUGAUGUAUGACACUAUUGUCAUGGCAAACCUGGGAUAUUUCCAGUUGAAAGCCAAUCCUGGUGCCUGGAUCCUGAGGUUACGUAAAGGGAGAUCUGAGGAUAUCUAUCAGAUUCUCACGCAUGAUGGAACUGAUUCCCCUGCAGAUGCUGGUGAUGUCAUUGUUGUGCUGAACAGUUUCCACAGUAAGAUCAUCAAAGUCAGAGUGCAGAAAAAGGCAGAGAAGAUUAAUGAAGAUCUUUUAAGUGAAAAUAGUGAAAGCAAAGGCUUAUGGGACUCCAUAGCAAGUGUUUGGAGCACUUUUGAGAAAAGCAUCACAGGUGGUGGCUCCAAGAAAGAUGAUGGAGAGAAGAAGAAAGAGGAUGUUCUAAACGUAUUUUCUGUGGCCUCAGGCCAUCUGUAUGAGCGCUUUCUGAGAAUAAUGAUGCUAUCUGUCCUUCGGCAUACAAAAACACCUGUCAAGUUCUGGUUCCUCAAGAAUUACCUCUCCCCAUCUUUCAAGGAGACCAUCUCUCACAUGGCAGACUCGUAUGGCUUUCAGUUUGAAUUGGUACAGUACAAGUGGCCCCGUUGGCUCCACCAACAGACUGAGAAGCAGCGCAUUAUCUGGGGAUACAAGAUCCUCUUCCUGGAUGUUCUCUUCCCCCUGGCUGUGGACAAGAUCAUCUUUGUGGACGCCGAUCAGAUAGUUCGUGCUGAUCUGAAGGAUUUGAGGGAUUUUGAACUGGAGGGUGCUCCUUAUGGCUACACUCCGUUUUGUGAUAGCCGCAGAGAGAUGGAAGGCUAUCGCUUCUGGAAAACCGGCUACUGGGCCUCGCAUCUAGGGAGCAGGAGAUACCACAUCAGCGCUCUGUAUGUAGUGGAUUUAAAGAAGUUUAGGAAGAUUGCAGCUGGGGACAGAUUACGAGGCCAGUAUCAAGCCCUGAGCCAAGACCCCAACAGUCUGUCCAACCUGGACCAGGACCUUCCUAACAACAUGAUCCACCAAGUAUCCAUCAAGUCUCUUCCACAAGAGUGGUUGUGGUGUGAGACCUGGUGUGAUGACACUUCUAAAGUCACAGCUAAGACUAUAGACCUGUGCAAUAACCCAAAAACCAAGGAGCCCAAGCUAACGGCUGCAGCGAGGAUUGUGCCUGAGUGGGUUGAAUAUGACAGUGAGAUAAAACAGCUACUGAGUCGGGUCCAGGAACAGGACACAGCAACGCAGAAACAGACUCCCUUUCCCUCACAACAUAAAAAAGUAGACAACCAGCGUGAUGAACUUUAGUGCCUGCCAGCACCAUGCUGAAGAGGAAGAAGGCAGCACCUUUUUCUAACAGGCCACCUGUGAAGCUUGAAGACAGACAAUUCCAUCUAAACAUAGCCAUGCAUCCUCAGCCAGAGAAAGAUGUGAUAUUUUCAGAGAUACCAUAUCUGCUACUGCAGUCAAAUAUGCUGUACAAACUGAACAUGUGAUGUAAGUGUUAACUGCCAACUGUGAACUUGUAGAGUGCUAAUAGCACUGCAUCAGGUCUUAGUUAGUAUGUUGUUACCGGAGAAUGAAGGGUAGGUACACAGUAAGAAUAAUGGGGUGAGAUCAGUCAAAGCACUCUAUUAUAUGCAUGUGUGUGUUUGAGAAUAAUUAGUUGGCGUAUAUUGCACUGAUAAUGUAUGCAAAGAAUCAAAUAGAGAAGGCACAUCUUUAUGAAUCUGAUUUCAAAGUGUAUUAUUAUUGAUAUUAAUAUGGAAAACUGUUUCAAAAAGCUAAUGCCCAAACCAAAGCUGUGGCUGACAUGAAGCUGAUCUGUUUUCAAAGGCGAUACCUUACUGCAAAGUUGUUACAUUAGAACUUGGGGGCCGUACAAUAAUGGGUGUAAUUUUUUUAGUUUUGCUAAAGGGAGGGUAGUCUGACUUUUUUUGUGAGGGUCGGAAAGGGUAUUUUUCGUACCUUGGUUUUUCUUACUCCAAGUCUAUUUUAUUUAUGAGAAAGUUCUUAUUUACAGUUUUGACUCCUGCUUUACAGGUGUACCUUUAACCCUCAUGUUGUCCUCGGGUCAAAUUGAUAUGUUUUCCUAUAUCAAUGUUCUUUUUAAUUACCCAAAAUAACAUGAUUGAUUCCACACAACUGUUCUUUGGCUAGCACAAAUCUCUGCUUUCAUUAAUUUUGGGGCGUCUUCUUCAAUUUUAUAGCAUAAAAAGUGUUUGUGAAAUAGUAUUGAGUAAAAGUUGACAUAUUGCAGUCUGUGAUUAUCCAUCAACAUACUUUCCUUUAAUUUUAGUCUAAAUAAUUCCUAAUUUCUGCUUUUCUAACUCAAACAUUAGGUAUGAUUUCCUAAAAAUGCAGUUUAUUGACGGUAAAAAGUUAAAAACAUUGAUUAAAAAGUGUCAAAAGUACUAAUUUUCAAUUUUGACGGGAAGACAACACAAGGGUUAAUAACAUUGUGCACAUUGUCAUGAUCACUGUCCAUGGUGCUGAUUUUGUGGCCCCCAUAAGGUAGGAGAUGUACAACUAUCCCUCGGUUACACCAAUCAGCAGAAUCCCUGCUAUAAGAUAAUUACUGUUCUUUUUAAAUCUGAUCUCAUACAGGCUAAAAUAUUCAUAUUUACGUUAGGCUAUUGGUUGGGGUGAAAUUAUUGCAGUUCAAGCACUUCAUGGUUUGCAAAUUUGGCAGCUGAAUAAUGGUGGCUGUAUUUUCUCAUCUUUGCUUGCCAUCAAUGUUUUCAUAUCUUGGGGGGGAGGGUAUAACAUUUGUUUUUACAAUGUCAAGUGGUGGGUCCAAUGAAAAUAUAAAUAAGCUGGGGAGUUUCUCACCUUUUUAUAAAAUGCUAAAGAUACAUCCAUGUUCCUACCCCAAUUAUCCUACCCUUAGAACAGAAGUUAGCACAGGCAAUUUACUAUUUGCUAACCAACUGUAGUGUGGCCACCUUAGUAACUCAGGGGGUUAGCAGCAGUCAUCUGUCCAUCCCCGUAAAGUCAUGUGACGUUAUAUUAGAUGACACCAGGCAAUCAUUGCCAAGUUGUGGAUCAAAGAAUCCUCAUUUGCACACUAAAAGCCCUGGUUUAGGGGUAGGAUAUAAGAUUUUAACUAGUGUUUACAUCUUACUACAUUCAGCAUUGCAUUUUAAGAAAUAAUUUUUCAAUAUUUUAAUUUCACAAAGAACCAGUGUUUUUGUCUCAGGAAUAACAUGGGUGUUGCUGCUCAACCGAAGACAAGUCUUUUUUUUCGGUCUUAAAAGUUUAAAAAAAAAAAGUGGGUGCAGGAUAUUUGGUCUUAGUACACCCAUAUUUUACUGUGCUGUGUCAAAUAGAAAUGUUUAUAUUGUCUUGUGGAAGAUGAAAAAAAAGUCUUUGCUACAAAACCACCAUUACAAAAUCUAUUUGUG